UCUUAUAUAACUAUAAGUCGCAAUCUCAACUCCUUCGAAGUCUACUAUUCUACUGUCUAGUGUCUACACUACGACUACGGUCGUCACGAAAGUACGACACCACUUAAAGUUGCAAUGUAGUUAGUUUCUAGAAUUUAAUGAUCUUUAAAUAACAAAUAAAUAACUAUAAUUAAUAAUAUGUAAAACAAUCUUAAUUUAGUUUAAAUAUUGAAGUUAAUAAUAAUAUUUUAGAUUUUGAAUUUAUUUGUAUUCAGGAGAGAUUUUAUUCGUCACUGGUAAUUUGUAGUAUAGUAGAAAAAACAAAAAAUAAUGGAAGUAUUUAUUAGAGACUGUCUGGCUUUGUAAUGUAUACAAUUAAAAAGAAAAAUAAAUGAAGGGAUAAAGAGCUUAGUUGAUGAUUUUUCUUCAAAAGAGAUACACCUUAUGGCCAUGCAAGGAAAGAAGAAAAGUAUGAAUAUUAAAUCUAAAGGGCGAAAGUUAAAUUGGAAGUUAUUUCUAUCAAGAUUAAUUUUCAGUUAAAUUUAAUGGCGUUAACAUUUGGUGAUAAUAUACAUACUAAAACUUUCACUCCUCAAGAAUACCUAGUUGAAGUUCUAAGUUCAGCUAAAAACAAAAAUGUAAUUAUUUCAUUAGGAGGUAUAACAAAUAAAGUAUUUGUUAUUUUGAAUCUUAUUCGAGAACUUGCCUUUAAAAUUCACAGGAAAUUUGAAAAAAAAAAAUGGACUUUACUAAUUUUAGAAGAAACAGAAAUUGAUCAAUACAUGUUUUCUAUCCGGCAUUUGACCAAUUUAAAACCAUUAUUGAUUAAAUCAUUCAAUCAUUUGAAUUUUAAUAACUAUGAAGUAAUUGUUAUUACUGAAAACCAAUGCUUAGAAAUGCUUGAAAAAAAUUAUAUAGAUUUUGAUCAGCUGAACUUAGUUAUAUUCAAUAACUGCCAGAAAAUAACUGUGAAAAAUAGUACUUAUUUUAAGAUUUGUAACUUUAUCAAGGCUAAUAGCAAAUGUAGAAUUUUAGGGAUUGUUCAUCCAUUAUUUGAAUUUGAUUCUGAUCCAUUCUUCAUUGAAGAUCAAAUGAAAUUUAUAUCGAAUAAAUUGUUUUCAUCUAUCGAGACUGCCAGCGAUAUUGUUUCUAUUUUACGCCACUGUUGUAAACCUAAAGAAGUUCUCAUUGAAUGUGCUGUUCAAACGGAAGAUGUUAUCAAUACUACAAUAAAAUCUAUGGUACAAAGCUUAACUGAAUUUUUAAAUGACCAUAACUUUGAGCCUGCUAUCAUAUAUGAAGAUGAUGAAGAAUAUGGUGAAGAAUUAAAACAAAUAACUCACCCUAAAAAUGAACCCUUACAAAUGAUAGCUGAUUUUUUGGAUGUUUUAAAAACAAUGGGUCCAUAUUGUGCAGAUAAAGCUGCUUUGACACUUCUAUACAUGGUAGAAAAAUUAAAAGUUAAAACAAAAUAUGAAAGACAUUAUAUUUUGCUGUGUAUUGUUUCUACAUUAUUGAUUCAAAUAAGAGCAACGUUUGAUGAUAUUUUCUAUAAUUAUAGUAAUAUUGAUAAAAUUCUUAAAUUUAGUUCCCCUCGUGUGCUACGAAUUAUUAAUAUUCUCAAACAAUAUAAACCAAAAUCUUUUAGAGCAGAUAAUAACAAUGUUGAAGUGUGUAAUGAUCAAAAAGAAAAAAAAGAUAGGACCUUAAAAUCUAAAUCAGUAAGACGUAAUUGGAAAUUAGCUAGAAGAUAUGGAACUCAUAGAAAACAAGGACGAUCAAGAGAUCAAUACGAAGAGACUGUUUGUGCUAUAGUUCUUGUAAACAACAAAAUGACAGCUUCUAUUUUGUACUAUUUGUUUUUAGAUUUGAAAAAUAGUAAUAAAGAAGAUUUUGGUUGGAUCCAACCUCAAUACACAGUAGAUAAAGAAGCAGACCCAAUUACUGAACCUAAAGAAUUUGAAAUUGAACAUAAAAAGCAAGAAGAAACUUUAAGAAGGUUUCGACAAAGAGAAUGUAAUGUACUUAUUGGAACUAAAGUAUUAGAAGCAGGAAUUGAUUUACCUCGAUGUAAUUUAGUAAUUAAUUAUAAUAUACCACUUUCAUAUAAAUCCUAUUUAAGAUCUAAAAGUAGGGCAAAAACAUUAGAUGCUCAUUAUAUUUUAAUGUUUGAUGAAAAUGCUACUUCAAGUAUUUUAUCUUGUUUAAAACUUUAUAAAGACAUUAACAAGAUGUUAUUAAGUCAUUGUGCUUUAAAAGAUAUUAACAUGGAAAAUGAAAUCUAUGCUGAUAGAUAUAAUUGGUGUGUUACACCAUUCAAACCAGGAAAAAAGGAAGAUUCAGCAUUUGUGGAUAUGGCAUCAGCCAUUGGUCUUGUAAACAGGUACUGUGCAAAACUACCUAGUGAUACUUUUACCAAAUUAUCUCCAAUUUGGAAGAUACAAUCAGUAAUAUAUGAGAAUCAACCAAUGUUUGUCUGUAGUAUUCGACUUCCAAUCAAUUCACCAAUUAAACAUGAUAUACAUGGUCAUCCAAUGCCAUGUGAAAUUUUAGCAAAAAGAAUAGCUGCAUUAGAAGUGUGUAGACAAUUACAUUCUCACGGUGAACUAGAUGAUACCCUUCAACCUAUUACAAAAGAAUCAUUUCAUGCUUUGUUCAAUGCUGAUGAAGUACUGCCUGAUGCUGAAGAUUCCUUAAUACCUUGGGACACUGAAGAGCCUAGACCGGGAACAAAUAAACGUCGCCAAUACUACUAUAAAAGAAUUGCUGAGGCACUGAAUGAUUGUAGACCAGUUGAAGGCAAGCCUUGUCAUUUGUAUGCUAUAUUAUUAAAUAUGAAUUGUCCUGUGCCAGAAGAACAAAAUACUAGAGGUCGAAGAAUUCAUCCACCUGAAGAAUCUGUUCAUGGUUUUGGUAUACUUACAACAAAACAUAUUCCAAGUAUUCCACCAUUUCCUAUAUAUACUCGAUGUGGUGAAGUAUAUGUCAGUCUAAAGCCAAUUAAAACAAAUAUGUUGCUAACGCAACAUCAAUUGAAUGAUAUAGCCACAUUUUUAAAUUAUACAUUCACCAAUGUACUACGUUUGCAGAAAUGUCAUGUGGCAUUUGAUCCAACUACUACUCACAAUUGUUAUUAUAUUGUGCCAACUUUAAGAGAUACAAGUGGAUCAAUAGAUAUUGAUUGGAAUUUCUUAGAUAAUAUGCAUAAAUGUAAAGAUACUAAACUAAGUAUUAUAACUAAUGAAGAUAGAAUAAAUUUUCAACCUGAUAUUGAAGUAUUAAAAGAUGCUGUUGUUACACCUUGGUACAGAAACCAAGAACAACCUCAGUAUUUCUAUGUAGCAGAGAUUUGUACACAUCUAAAUCCAAAAUCACCAUUCCCUGGUUCUAUAGAAAACUAUAAAACAUUUGAAGAUUACUACAAUCUUAAAUAUAAUUUAAAAAUCCAAAAUCUUGAACAACCUCUUUUAGAUGUGGACCAUACUUCAGCAAGAUUAAAUUUUCUAACACCAAGGUACAUGAAUCGUAAAGGUGUAAUUUUACCUACAAGUAGUGAUGCGACUAAAAGAGCUAAACGAGAUAAUUUAAGUCAAAAACAAAUUCUUGUUCCUGAACUUUGUAAUGUACAUUUAUUUCCAGCAUCAAUGUGGCGUAAAGCUGUUUCUUUACCAUGUAUAUUGUACCGUAUUAAUGCUCUAUUGUUAGCUGAUGAGAUUCGUACUAUUGUUGCCAAGGAUAUAUCUUUAGGAUCGCUUAACUUAAGUUUUGAUCACAUCUGGGAGCCUUUAGAUUUUGGCUGGACCAUGAAAGAUGUAUUAAUAAAAAGAAAAGAACAAAAAGAAAAUAGUGUAGUAAAAAUUGUGGAACCGGUUGAAAUUGUUAAACAUUUUGUAGUUGAAGAAAUAAAUGAAGAAAAAGUAGAUAAAUCAAAUGACCCUAAUUGGAUGGAUAUAGGAACAUGGUCUAAUGACAUGGCUGAUUUUGCAAUGAAUAAUAUUGAUAAUACAACAAAUGUAAGGUAUUCGUCUCCAACUAGUUGGAUGGUUCAAAGUGAUAAUGAAUCAAGCACAUUUAGUGAUACUGAUUCAGAUGAUGAAAUUCAAGUUGAUGGAUUACAUUCGAAUGGUUUGCGCAUAGAAUUUAAAAAUACUUAUUUAGCUGAAGCUGUCGAUGAAAAUGAUUCCAAAACAAAUAAAUUAUUUUUUUUCAAAAACAAUGAAACAAAUGAAAAUUCAUGGAUUUGGAAUGAGAAUUGUCACUUUGUACCUAACUAUAAUUCUAAUGAAAUAGAUAAACAAAUUACAAAUUUAUUGUAUAAAAAAGAUGAUGAAAUAAUUAUUAAUCGAGAAGUAAAAAGUUGUACUAAUAUUGAUAGCUCAUCUUUAUUAAAAUUACCAUGGGAAUUAAAUUCAGACACUGGUUAUGGACUUCCAGACAUUAAUAUUUUAUCAAAUAACACUUCAUUUGUGCCUAAAGAUAAAAAAUGUAUUAAAAAUGGAGUACACUUAAACAAUAAAGCAAUUGACAAUAUCAAUAGAGUUCAUGAUACACAAAAUGAAACAUUUAGUUUUGACUUUCAGCCAGACUUAAACAAUCAUCCAGGACCAAGUCCUAGUGUUUUACUACAAGCAUUAACUAUGUCAAAUGCAAAUGAUGGAAUUAAUUUAGAACGUUUGGAAACAAUAGGAGAUUCAUUUUUAAAAUAUGCUAUCACAGCUUACUUAUACUGUACUCAUGAUAAUGUUCAUGAAGGAAAACUGAGCCAUCUUAGAUCGAAACAAGUCAGUAAUUUGAAUUUGUAUCGUCUAGGUAAAUUAAAAAUGUUUGGCGAACGUAUGAUAUCUACAAAAUUUGAACCUCAUGAUAAUUGGCUACCACCCUGUUACUUUGUGCCUCAUAAAUUAGAAAAAGCUCUUAUUAAUGCUAGUAUACCAACUUCAUUGUGGAAUAUGAUAACACUUCCCACAUUUAAGGAUCCUACAGAUAAAGAAAUUGAAGAAGUUAUCCAACAGUUCAAAGUGGGCUUCUCAAAUGAGGACUUAGAAAAUACUCCUUUGUUCGUGCCUUACAACCUUGUUACUCAACAUAGUAUUCCCGAUAAAAGUAUUGCUGACUGCGUAGAAGCUUUAAUUGGUGCUUAUUUGAUAUCUUGUGGAGCUCGUGGAGCAUUAUUAUUUAUGUCUUGGCUAGGAAUAAGAGUAUUACCUUCGCUAGACGAUUCAAAAUUAGGUUACCUCAAACCACCAUCUUCUCCAUUAUUACGUAAUGUUCAUGAUCCUGAAGGUGAAUUAGCAAAGUUAAUGAAUGGAUUUGAAUCUUUUGAACAGCAUUUAGGAUACCGUUUUCAAGAUCGUAGUUAUCUAUUACAAGCAAUGACUCAUGCUUCUUAUCAUCCCAAUCGUUUAACUGAUUGUUACCAACGAUUAGAGUUUCUGGGUGAUGCAGUUUUAGAUUAUUUAAUUACGCGACAUUUAUAUGAAGAUAAAAGACAACAUUCACCUGGAGCUUUGACAGAUCUUCGUUCAGCACUAGUCAAUAAUACAAUUUUUGCAUCCUUAGCUGUUAGAAAUGGUUUUCACAAGUAUUUUAAACAUUUAUCUCCGGGUUUGUCUGAAGUUAUUUGUAGAUUUGUAACCAUACAAGAAGAGAAUGGUCAUACUAUUGAUGAAGAGUUUUAUUUCUUGGGAGAAGAUGAUUGUGAAGAAGCUGAAGAUGUUGAGGUUCCAAAAGCCCUUGGCGACGUUUUUGAAUCGGUUGCCGGAGCAAUUUAUUUGGAUAGUAAUAUGUCAUUAGAUACAGUGUGGAAAGUUUAUCAUAAAAUAAUGGAAAAUGAAAUGGAGCAAUUUAGUAAAAACGUACCAAAAUCUCCUAUCAGAGAGCUUCUAGAAUUAGAACCAGAAACUGCUAAAUUUAGCAAACCUGAAAAAUUGGCAGAUGGUCGACGAGUCAGAGUAAUAGUUGAAAUAUUUGGCAAAGGAGAAUUUAAAGGUAUUGGUCGGAAUUAUAGAAUUGCUAAAUGCACUGCAGCCAAAUGUGCCUUAAAGCAUUUAAAGAAAAAGAUAAAGAAAUAAAUUAUAGUCUUUAUUAUACAGUAUUAAUUGGAAACAAGUACAUUAAGUGAUUUAUGUUGAAAUAUGGAAUUUAUUUUAGAAUUAAUUAAAGUUACUACUUUAGAUUAUUAA
This is a messenger RNA of Rhopalosiphum maidis (corn leaf aphid), 6161 nucleotides long. It is a transcript of the gene Dcr-1, whose product is annotated as endoribonuclease Dcr-1. NCBI's taxonomy places the organism in Eukaryota, Metazoa, Arthropoda, Insecta, Hemiptera, Aphididae. The record is from RefSeq and is a predicted model, not a curated record. Gene Ontology annotation, biological process: apoptotic DNA fragmentation; siRNA processing; pre-miRNA processing. Gene Ontology annotation, molecular function: ribonuclease III activity; deoxyribonuclease I activity; protein binding. Bases 525 to 6050 code for a protein of 1841 amino acids. The transcript is spliced from 22 exons. Gene Ontology annotation, cellular component: RISC complex; nucleus; cytoplasm.